GCUCCCCACGACCUUUAGGGGGCGGACCCGGCAAGCGGGGCGGCGCGUGACCUGGGCCGAGGCGCGGUGCGCUCAGGCACUGAUGUUUGAACUGGAAACUUCAAAACUUUUGAAAGAACCUUCAGGAUGGCUUUGAACUCUUCAGGUUAGAAAUCUGUCAGAACAUUUCCUCCAGCCGGCAUGCGUCUCCCUGUGGGGAUUUCCUAGAGGAGCUCGAAGAGGUCAUUCUGCAGACAGCCAUGCUGAUGGCUCAUCGGUCCUGCCUGAUGGAUUUGGCUUUCUAGUAGUCUCUUGCUUUAUUAUGUUCUCUGCCGCAGUUCUAGAAGCUGUAGAGACAAUCGUGGAACGGAGAGGUCUGCAAGGAAGGAAGUAGUACUUUCCUGCUGACUAAAAACUAAGCAACUGGCAGUUUUGACACAAGACUCUUAAUCUUCCCCCACCUGGAUUCACUGGUUUGGGGACACAGUUGGAAACAAGAAGUGACACUGGGAAAGGAAAUCCAGAUGAAGAGGAUGAGGCCUACUGGAGAGUAAAUGGCCGCCUCCACUUCUCCAGAGACAAAGUCAGCCUCCUGGUGGAAUUAUUUUUUUCUUUAUGAUGGCUCCAAGGUGAAGGAAGAAGGAGAUCCAACCAGAGCUGGCAUUUGUUAUUUUUAUCCUUCCCAGACCAUCCUUGACCAGCAGGAGCUGCUCUGUGGGCAGAUCGCUGGAGUCGUCCGCUGUGUCUCUGACAUUUCCGGCGCUCCUCCCACUCUCAUUCGCCUGCGGAAACUGAAGUUUGCCAUAAAGGUUGAAGAAGAUUACCUCUGGGUGCUGGGUUGUGCUGUGGAGCUCCCUGAUAUCAGCUGCAAGCGGUUCCUAGAUCAACUCAUUGGGUUCUUUAAUUUCUACAAUGGUCCUGUUUCUCUGGCUUACAAGAACCAAUCUCAAGAGGAGCUGAGUUUGCAGUGGAAUGCUUUCAUUGAGCAAGUUCUGAAAAACACUAGUGAUCUGCAUAAGAUAUUCAAUUCUCUCUGGAACCUGGAUCGAACCAAAGUGGAUCCCCUGCUGUUGCUGAAGGCAGCCCUCAUCUUGCAGACCUGCCAGCGUGCGCCUCACAUUCUAGCUGGCUGCAUCCUCUAUAAAGGAUUGAUUGUGAGCACCCAGCUUGUGCCCUCCCUCACUGCCAAGAUCCUGCUUCACAGACCUGCACCUCUGGACCAGAGACCACCUGCAGCAGGGAAUGCUCCACAGGACCUGGCCCAGGGAGAGCCCUGCCCAUGUUGCUUUACAAUUCCAGGAGCAGCGUUUCCGCCAAAUGUCCAGAUCACCCCUGUCUUCCUCACCGAAGAGGAAGUUGCCAGUCUCCAUGAGUUCCCAGUGGAGCAGAUGCCCAGGCCAGCCAGGCCCCAGGACAGCACGGCCCAGCAUCUUGCAAAGGAUUGGAGCACAUCUGCCCUAAAAAAAGAUGCCACCAGGCAAGUGGCAUCUGCAGCUCGGAUGUCACCUACCAUCCUGGAGCCCAUGUUCCCUGACAGAGUGUGGCCAAAGGGCAAAGGAGAGAAUGGAUAUUUGCCUGGCCAUGAGAGGGACGAAUGGGGGCCCACAGGACUGCACACUACUGCCAGGGGCGAGGUCCCUGGCCUCAGCUGCUCCUUGCACAAGGAACCAGGCUUUCUUCAGGAGGAGAUUGACUUGUCUGAAAUCCAUAUUCCAGAAGCUCAGGAAGUGGGAGCAUUCUCAGGUCAUUGUGCCUUCCCACAAGUGUGUGCCCCAGCUGGCAGAGGUCUUUACCGCGAGGACGCUGUCAGUGAUGCCAGCAACCAGGAACGCAUGCCACCUGAGGACAUGGCCACCAGCAGUCACCUCUCUUCCUCCUCACCUGAUGUGCUCACCCAGAAUGGAGCCCGAGAGCAGUAUGGAGACCUUCAUGGCACCAGCAGCCACACCCUUGUUCCUGGAACAGACCCCCUUCCCAGGCAGACCAGCUGGCCAUUGUCCCCUCACCCAGAUCCAGAUCCUGAGCAGAGAGGAAGUGAGCUUCUUGGAGGGGACCAAGGUGCAGAUCAGCAGGUUGAUGGUGUCUGUGAGAGCCUCGCAGCUACUGGUCUAGAGUGUAUUUCUGAUUCAGCAGACUCCCUGCACGAUGGCUCCUCCGCAGACAGAGUUGAUUCCAGGUUGGCCCCAGUGGGGGUCCCCGUGAGACUCAUGCAGAUGAACCUCUACACCCACAAUGUUAAGGGGUUGGUGCUAUGCCUGCUUGCCGAGGCACCGCUACUGAGAGACAGCACAGCCAUUGAGGAAGUGGAAUGCCUCCACGGCUGUGUAUGCCUGCUGCAGCCCUGCCCAGGAGACCUAUUUCCAACCGCUGAUGUCUGCCGCCCGGGGCUCUGGCUUCCCGAACCCACAGGAUGGAGCCUUCAGCCUCGCGGGCAAAGCCAAGCAGAAGCUGCUGAAGCACGGGGUGAACUUGCUGUGAGCCAGGCCGCAGCCCAAGCCCACUCACUGCCUGGCAGCAGCCUCAAGACAGUGCCAGCAAGGGAAGCUCCACCUUUUAUAAUGGAAAAGGUCCCUCCGUUUUUCCUGGAGUAGUACCUUUUAUGGAACAGAACAUUUGAGUUUUUGUGACUCUUUUUGCAGGUUGGAAUGUGGAUAUGUGGGGGCUGUUCUUAGGGUCUGCAUACACAGUGCACUUGGUAAAGAACUCGAUCAUACCAGCAGUAUUGGGCCAAGAUGGCCACUCUCUCUUCAUACCAGAGAGGUUCAGGGUCAGUUUCCAUCAUACGGAGCCGGGGGCAUUUGAUUAUUUCCUGUUGCUGUCCAUCCCGGCCUGAACGGCUGCCAAAGCAUUCUGGGGCGGCAGUCUAUAGACCUGGGCUGUCCUGGUCCCAGUGUCUUCAGCCCUACAACCAGGUGGGUGUGGGGCCUGACUGCACAGUGAGGAGGUGGGUCUGUUAUCAGGCUGUCCCCGCUGCCACUGCUCAGGGUCCUCCUGUGUGGUCCUCCUGGGAGGUCUGUGGAAAAGGGGCGCUGGGUCCUCAGAAUACAGCAGUGGGCCAAGUCCUGAUGAUACAGAUGGGAACGGGGGCCAUGGAGGUCACGAAUCACAUCCCCAAGGGCAGAGAUGGAGAAUUGGUCUGUGCUGCCUUUGGGAAGGAGGGGGUUAUGCAUCUGCCUCCUGUCCAGUGGGUGUCCCAGAUAGGAGUGUCCAAGACUGGGGGUAGAGCGGGACUGCGCCCUCCAGUGGUGGUUGUGAUGAAGGGAACAGCAUGCGGUUCUGUGUUUCUGAACCCAUGUGGCCUCCCACAUUGGCUCUACUACUUCUGAUCAAGUCUUUUGUGAUCAUAUGAUGUAGAUUGCAGGCUGAAUCUCAACUGAAUGUUUACUGCCAGAACCUGAAGUGCUGUUUGAAAGUGAUGAUGUUAAUGAUUUCAUGUCAGUGAACAAUAUCUAAUGUUUAUGACGUGGUCUCUUGACACAGGUUUCUAAGGGCCAAUAAUAAAAUGGCCAAAAACCAUGAGUACA
Chinchilla lanigera (long-tailed chinchilla) is the source of this 3503-nucleotide messenger RNA. RefSeq names its product Hermansky-Pudlak syndrome 4 (gene Hps4). NCBI's taxonomy places the organism in Eukaryota, Metazoa, Chordata, Mammalia, Rodentia, Chinchillidae. Bases 534 to 2570 code for a protein of 678 amino acids. The transcript has 12 exons. The record is from RefSeq and is a predicted model, not a curated record. Gene Ontology annotation, biological process: vesicle-mediated transport.